AUGUCCAACGACAUCCUCACGCAACUACAAACCUGCUAUGAUCAACUACUGACCCAAUUUUUCUCAACCAUAAGCUACCUCUCGCAGCGGCAUCCAUUGAUUGCCCCCGCUCCAGAUCCUAGUGACCCUUUCACCAACCCUCCUUCGGCCACGCUAGCAACUCAGACCCCUGGAGCAGAGAAUGCGCAGACACACGGCUCGGCCAUCGUUCCGGGGUUAGAAGACACAGAACGCUCUGCAUAUCCUUUGCGGCCCGUAGCGCCACAAGUGUUUGCAAACGCGCAGCGUGAAUUGGCGGAAGAUCUUGUACAAAAAGGCCAGCAGAUCGAGCGGCUGAUAUCGCGACUACCAGGGAUUGGGAAAGGGAAAGAGCAGCAGGCAGAAGAGAUCAGAGAACUGGUAGAAAAAGUGCGGGAGAUGGAGGAGAGGAGGAGGGAAAAGAGACGGGAGAUGAAGGAAUACGUGAGGCGACUGGAUGAGGUGAUCAUGGGUAUGUCUGAGAGUGUUUCUUUCGAGGACAUGAAUGGGCAUGGGCUUGGGAAUGGGACCUGA
This is a messenger RNA of Rhinocladiella mackenziei CBS 650.93, 552 nucleotides long. RefSeq lists its product as uncharacterized. The record is from RefSeq and is a predicted model, not a curated record. Gene Ontology annotation, biological process: regulation of transcription by RNA polymerase II. The transcript has a single exon. Gene Ontology annotation, molecular function: transcription coregulator activity. NCBI's taxonomy places the organism in Eukaryota, Fungi, Ascomycota, Eurotiomycetes, Chaetothyriales, Herpotrichiellaceae. Gene Ontology annotation, cellular component: mediator complex. Bases 1 to 552 code for a protein of 183 amino acids.